AUGUUUGCAAAAAAACAUUUUACAACUGAAAAAAUUCCUGAUUUGACCGGAAAAGUUGCCAUCGUCACAGGAGGCAACACGGGAAUCGGAUACAUCACAGCAAGAGAAUUAGCUCGUAAAAAUGCACAUGUAUUUAUUGCAAGUCGCAACAAAGAACGUGGCGAAGGUGCCGUAGAAAAAAUUAAAAAAGAAACCGGAAAUAAUCAAGUAGAAUAUUUAUAUUUAGAAUUAGUUAACCUUAAAAAUGUAAAGAAAUCCGCUGAAAAUUUCCUUUCAAAAAACUUACCUUUACACCUUCUUAUCAACAACGCUGGAAUUAUGGCGACCCCAUGGUCAUUAACUGAAGAUGGGAUCUCGGAUCAAUUUGGAGUAAAUCAUGUUGGACAUUUCCUUUUCACAAUGACACUUCUCGCUAAAAUUGAAGCAUCGGCACCUUCUCGAAUCGUUAACGUCAGCAGCAAAGCCCACGAAAUGGCUCCGGCUACUGGAAUUGAAUUCGAAAAGAUUAAUCAAGAAGGUGCUCAUUCAACUUGGCAACGUUACGGUACAUCAAAACUUGCCAACAUCCUUUUUACAAAAUCAUUAUCGAAACGACUAGAAGGCAAAGAAGUUUAUGUUAAUUCAAUUCAUCCAGGGGUUGUUGAUACCGAAUUAUCAAGAGGACCAAUUAGUAGUUAUGGAUUCAUUGCUAAAGUGCUCGGAGCAGUUGUUUCUACUUUUUUUGCGCUAUCACCUGAUGAUGGAGCUUUAACACAAUUAUAUGCUGCUACAAGUCCCGAAAUUGUUGAAAAGAAUUAUCGUGAUCAAUAUUUCGAACCAUUUGGUAAUAUUGGAAAAAAAUCUGCGGCAGCUCAAGAUGAGGAACAAGCCGAAAAAUUGUGGAAAUAUACUGAAGAAUUAAUUGAUGUCAAGCUACGUUAG
Messenger RNA from Funneliformis mosseae, 921 nucleotides. The record is from the annotation of a GenBank genome assembly. Lineage: Eukaryota; Fungi; Glomeromycota; Glomeromycetes; Glomerales; Glomeraceae.